Molecule: messenger RNA, 1106 nt
Organism: Balaenoptera acutorostrata (minke whale)
Lineage: Eukaryota; Metazoa; Chordata; Mammalia; Artiodactyla; Balaenopteridae
Gene: JUN
Product: Jun proto-oncogene, AP-1 transcription factor subunit
Exons: 1
Coding region: 12-1034 (340 amino acids)
Biological process (GO): regulation of cell population proliferation; regulation of transcription by RNA polymerase II; regulation of cell cycle
Cellular component (GO): transcription regulator complex
Molecular function (GO): RNA polymerase II cis-regulatory region sequence-specific DNA binding; transcription factor binding; DNA-binding transcription factor activity, RNA polymerase II-specific
Source: RefSeq, a predicted model, not a curated record
CAGACUGUUCUAUGACUGCAAAGAUGGAAACGACCUUCUACGACGAUGCCCUCAACGCCUCGUUCCUCCAGUCCGAGAGCGGCGCCUACGGCUACAGUAACCCCAAGAUCCUGAAGCAGAGCAUGACCCUGAAUCUGGCCGACCCCGUGGGCAGCCUGAAGCCGCACCUCCGGGCCAAGAACUCCGAUCUCCUCACCUCGCCCGACGUGGGGCUGCUCAAGCUGGCGUCGCCCGAGCUGGAGCGCCUGAUAAUCCAGUCCAGCAACGGGCACAUCACCACCACGCCGACCCCCACCCAGUUCCUGUGUCCCAAGAACGUGACGGACGAGCAGGAGGGCUUCGCCGAGGGCUUCGUGCGCGCCCUGGCCGAACUGCACAGCCAGAACACGCUGCCCAGCGUCACGUCUGCGGCGCAGCCGGUCAGCGGGGCGGGCCUGGUGGCUCCAGCCGUGGCCUCGGUGGCGGGCGGCGGCGGCGGCGGCGGCGGCGGCUUCGGCGCCAGCCUGCACAGCGAGCCGCCGGUCUACGCCAACCUCAGCAACUUCAACCCGGGCGCGCUGAGCGGCGGCGGCGGCGGCGGGGCGCCCUCCUACGGUGCGGCCGGCCUGGCCUUUCCCGCGCAGCCUCAGCAGCAGCCGCCGCCGCCGCCGCCGCCGCCGCCGCACCACCUGCCCCAGCAGAUCCCCGUGCAGCACCCGCGGCUGCAGGCCCUGAAGGAGGAGCCGCAGACGGUCCCCGAGAUGCCCGGGGAAACGCCGCCCCUGUCCCCCAUCGACAUGGAGUCCCAGGAGCGGAUCAAGGCGGAGAGGAAGCGCAUGAGGAACCGCAUCGCUGCCUCCAAGUGCCGGAAAAGGAAGCUGGAGAGGAUCGCCCGGCUGGAGGAAAAAGUGAAAACCUUGAAAGCGCAGAACUCGGAGCUGGCGUCCACUGCCAACAUGCUCAGGGAACAGGUGGCCCAGCUUAAGCAGAAAGUCAUGAACCACGUUAACAGUGGGUGCCAACUCAUGCUAACGCAGCAGUUGCAAACGUUUUGAGGCGAGACUGUCGGGGGCUGAGGGGCAACGGAGAACAAAUAACACAGAGAGGGACAGACUUGAGAACUUGAC